UCCAGUGUGUUCUAUUUCUAAGAUGAGUUUCGAACUCACAAGUGUUGUUUUGCUUUUGUCUUUGGCAUUUCUUUUGGCUCCUGCCAAACACUUGAAAAAACACAAAACCAAGAUGCAAGGUAAAGUAUUCUAAAACCUCUGCUUUCAAUUUGACUUAUUUAAUUCUGUUAACCAGUUUGAAUCUGGCCUUAAACUAUUAGAAUUUUAAAAAACGAGAAGGAGGAAAGGAUGCUAUAUCUCAAUUGUGCUCCUAUUUUCUCUGCUCUGACGAGGGGCUAACACUCGAAACGUCAGCUUUAGACGCUCUUUACGGUGGCCAAUUUACAUUGUCAAAUCACAUUAUAAAACCAUUUUAUUUUGCAAUACCCUCUACCAACGCAGCUCCAAAGUUUCUGUAGAAACGUACUCCCCUUAAUGUUGGUGACGUGUCAUACAUUGCACAUCAGUACGUCUAGAGAUUAAAGAGAAUAGUUUAGGCUUGUGCAAACUAUGACAUAUUUUGUUUACUAUCGUUAAUAAGAACUUUAUUCAUUAUUUCCAUUUCUUGUAGAUACAGAAACUUUACCAAAGAGAUAUGACAAAGUCAAGUACAGAGGCGAGUGGAAAAACUGUGACUACUUCCAUACCAAAGAUGAUUUUGGAAGCUGGUGCAACUGUCCCUUUGUUGCUUGCACGGGAUCACAGGAAUGCACCACAAUGGGCGGAUUCUUCUGCAGAUUUUUGCACGAUAAUGUGAAUGUAGAAGAUAUGGACAGAAGUGAU
Messenger RNA from Pocillopora meandrina, 762 nucleotides. NCBI's taxonomy places the organism in Eukaryota, Metazoa, Cnidaria, Anthozoa, Scleractinia, Pocilloporidae. The record is from the annotation of a GenBank genome assembly.